Molecule: messenger RNA, 4599 nt
Organism: Lasiosphaeria miniovina
Lineage: Eukaryota; Fungi; Ascomycota; Sordariomycetes; Sordariales; Lasiosphaeriaceae
Exons: 3
Coding region: 1-4599 (1532 amino acids)
Biological process (GO): phospholipid translocation
Cellular component (GO): trans-Golgi network; plasma membrane
Molecular function (GO): ATPase-coupled intramembrane lipid carrier activity; ATP hydrolysis activity; ATP binding
Source: RefSeq, a predicted model, not a curated record
AUGGCGCCGCCAGAAGAUGGCGCCGUUCUCGAGCCUACGGUGUCGAUGCAGAGGUCGAGAUGGGCGACGCGGAAGCUGACGGUCAAGAGCAGCGGCCUGAAGCGCCUCUCGCUGCUCGGAAGGAAACACAACAGGAAUGCGUCGGGCGAGAAGAAGAGGACAUCGGGAGGAUCCGAGUCGCUGCGACAACCGACGGGCGGCCAACUUGACGGGCCGCAGAGCGAUGCCAACAGCGUUACGAGCGACGAGCACGGCGCCGCACCGCGCCAAGUUUACUUCAACAUACCUCUCUCCGACGACCUCAAGGACGAGGAAGGACACCCGAAGACCUUUUACACGCGAAACAAGAUCCGGACGGCCAAGUACACGCCGCUAUCUUUUAUUCCUAAGAACCUGUGGUUCCAAUUCCACAACGUCGCCAAUAUUUUCUUCCUCUUCGUUGUCAUUUUAGUUAUAUUCCCUAUUUUCGGCGGUGUGAACCCCGGACUUAACGCUGUUCCUUUAAUUUUUAUUGUUACCGUCACCGCCAUCAAAGAUGCCAUCGAGGACUAUCGGAGGACAAUUCUCGACAACGAGCUCAAUAAUGCCCCCGUGCACCGUUUAGUGGGCUGGGACAACGUCAACGUGGAGGACGACAACGUGUCACUGUGGCGAAGGUUUAAAAAGGCCAAUUCCCGGUUCUUUGGCGCCAUAUGGCGUUCCAUCCAGAGUCUUUGGAAGAAGAAGGACAAGGGCGCGACAGAUGGCGAUUCGGACCGCGCUGACCCGCGUGCGUCAAUCGAGACCACGUCGACGCCAUGGGAGUCGGUUGUUUCCCCGCGCUCUCAGCGGAUGUCGUUUGUUUCGGCGCAAGAGGAAAUUCAGAUGACGCCAGUGCCGUCGCCCCUCCCGCUCCAGCCCAACCAGAUGAAGCUGCCGUCUGAUGUGCAGAGGGGCGGAGGACAUGCGCUCAGCUUUGAGAUGAAUGAAGCGACGGCUUUGCAGAACUUGAAAGGAGACUUGGUCAACCACGAGGUGCCCGUCACCGGCAAGGCUAAAUUCCACAAAGAUACGUGGAAAAGUCUAGUUGUCGGCGAUUUUGUCCGCAUCUACAAUGACGACGAGCUCCCUGCUGAUAUCAUCAUCCUGGCAACUUCGGAUCCUGACGGCUCUUGCUACGUCGAGACGAAAAACUUGGACGGAGAAACCAACUUGAAGGUCCGCUCGGCGCUCCGGUGCGGCCGUUCGCUGAAGCAUGCCCGGGACUGCGAGCGUGCCCAGUUUAUGAUUGACAGCGAACCCCCGCAGCCCAACCUCUACAAGUAUAACGGCGCAAUCAAGUGGGAACAGCAGGUGCCUUGGGAUCCUCACGGGGAGCCUAGAAACAUGUCGGAGCCAGUCACGAUCGACAACAUGCUCCUCCGUGGAUGCAACCUCCGCAACACCGAGUGGGCUCUCGGCGUGGUUGUCUUCACCGGCCACGACACCAAGAUCAUGAUGAACGCCGGAAUAACGCCAAGCAAGCGUGCCCGAAUUGCUCGCGAGCUGAACUUCAACGUCAUCUGCAAUUUCGGUAUUCUCUUGGUCAUGUGUCUCAUCGCUAGCAUUGCCAACGGCGUUGCCUGGGGCAAGACAGAUGCGUCCUUGUACUGGUUCGGGUACGGGUCGAUCGGAGGGACACCGGGACUGACAGGCUUCAUCACUUUCUGGGCUGCUGUGAUCGUCUUUCAAAACUUGGUGCCUAUCUCUCUCUACAUCUCGCUCGAAAUCGUGAGAACCCUCCAGGCCUACUUCAUCUACAGCGACAUUGGGAUGUACUACGAAUCGAUCGACGCGCCGUGUAUCCCCAAGUCGUGGAAUAUAUCGGAUGAUGUUGGCCAGAUUGAGUACAUCUUCUCCGACAAGACCGGCACCUUGACACAGAAUGUGAUGGAGUUCAAGAAAGCCACGGUCAACGGCCAACCAUACGGAGAAGCAUUCACCGAAGCGCAGGCUGGCAUGAAUAAGAGGAUGGGCGGCGCUGUUGCUGAGCAGGACACUGAAAAUAUCAGGGCCGAGAUCGCCGCGGCAAAAGUCAAAACGCUUCAAGGACUUCGAGAUCUUCACGACAACCCGUAUCUCCAUGACGAAGACUUGACCUUUGUCGCCCCUGAUUUUGUCGAAGACCUGGCUGGCAAGCACGGAGCUGAGCAGCAACGGGCAAAUGAGCAUUUCAUGCUCGCGCUAGCUCUUUGCCACACGGUUAUCACCGAGAAACAGCCUGGUGAUCCUCCCAAGAUCAUAUUCAAGGCCCAGUCGCCAGACGAGGCCGCUCUUGUUUCUACCGCCCGUGACAUGGGCUUCACCGUUCUUGGCAUGUCUAACGACGGCAUCAACGUCAAUGUCAUGGGCCAGGACAGGUACUACCCGGUCCUCAAUACCAUCGAGUUUAACUCGACGAGGAAGAGAAUGAGCGCCAUCGUCAGGAUGCCUGACGGUCGAAUUGUCCUUUUCUGCAAGGGGGCUGAUAGCAUCAUAUACUCGCGCCUCAAGAGGGGUGAGCAGCCCCAGCUCCGCAAGGAAACGGCAGAGCAUCUCGAGAUGUUCGCCGUCGAGGGUCUCCGCACUCUCUGCAUUGCGGAACGCGAGCUUACCGAGGAGGAAUAUCGCGAAUGGCGCAAGGAGCACGACCUGGCUGCUACCGCUCUCGAAAAUCGCGAAGAGAAGCUCGAGGAGGUUGCCGAUAAGAUCGAGCAGGACCUCACCUUGCUGGGAGGGACGGCCAUUGAAGAUCGCCUUCAGGACGGUGUGCCCGACACCAUUGAGCUUCUGUCCGACGCCGGUAUCAAACUUUGGGUUCUUACCGGAGACAAGGUCGAGACAGCGAUCAACAUCGGGUUCUCGUGCAACCUCUUGAACAAUGACAUGGACCUUAUCCGCCUCCAGGUCGUCGAGGACGAAGGCGGCGUGAUAACAGAAGAGGAAUACCUGCGCCUAGCCGAAGAGAGCCUCGACCAAGGCUUGGCGAAGUUCAACAUGACGGGCAGCGACGAAGAGCUCAAGAAGGCGAGAAGCGACCACGAACCCCCUGCCGCGACUCACGGGCUCGUUAUUGACGGCUUCACCCUGCGGUGGGUGCUGAGUGAAGCCUUGAAGCAGAAGUUCCUGCUCUUGUGUAAGCAGUGCAAGGCCGUCUUGUGCUGCCGAGUCAGCCCUGCCCAGAAAGCCGCCGUCGUCACCUUGGUGAAGAAUGGGCUGGAUGUCAUGACCAUGUCCAUUGGCGACGGAGCAAACGACGUCGCCAUGAUCCAGGAGGCCGACGUUGGCGUCGGCAUCGCCGGUGUGGAAGGCCGCCAGGCCGUCAUGUCAUCCGACUAUGCAAUUGGGCAGUUUCGAUUCCUGCAGAGGCUGGUGCUCGUCCACGGAAGAUGGUCCUAUCGGCGCUUGGCAGAAACGAUUAGCAAUUUUUUCUACAAGAACAUGAUCUGGACAUGGGCCAUCUUCUGGUUCCAGGCCUUCUGCAACUUCGACAUCUCGUACAUCUUCGAGUACACGUACAUUCUCAUGUUCAACCUGUUUUUUACGUCGGUCCCGGUUAUCCUUAUGGGAGUUCUAGACCAGGACGUGAGUGACACGGUAUCGUUGGCGGUCCCUCAGCUCUACCGACGCGGCAUCGAGCGGCUUGAAUGGACGCAAACAAAAUUCUGGGCCUACAUGGUGGACGGUAUUUACCAAUCCGUCGUAACCUUCUUCAUCCCGUUCGUUUUCGUCACCCUCACCGCCUCCGCUGCCGGGAACGGACUCGACGUGGCCGAGCGGCUCCGGCUGGGAUGCUAUAUCGCCCAUCCCGCCGUUCUCACGAUCAACUUCUAUAUCCUGAUCAACACGUAUCGAUGGGACUGGGUGUUCCUGUUGGUUAUCGCUCUCAGCGACGUGUUCAUCUUCUUCUGGACCGGAGUGUACACGGCUAGUACCUACGCUGCCGGCUUCUACCAGGCCGCCCCCCAAAUCUACCAAGAGCUCACUUUCUGGAUGUGCUUCAUUGUCACGCCCACAAUAUGCCUGCUUCCGCGAAUCGUCAUCAAGUGUAUUCAGAAGCAGCGGUUCCCAUACGAUGUGGACAUCGUCCGGGAAGAGGUCAAGCUAGGCAGGUAUUCUGACAAGGAGCCGACGGACACCACAGCAACCGCCGAGGGUCUGGAAGGGUCUUUAUCGACAGCGUCCGAGUCGUCGACCAAAAAAGGAAAGCACGCUACUUACGCGAGCGUCGAUGAAGACAGGCGGCCUAUCUAUCCCCCUUCGGUGGCCACGCAUAACACGCGUAACCAAAAUGGGAGCGACGGUACAGACUACACCAUGCACAACCGGAACUCGCUCGAGGUACAGCGAGAGGACGAGGGAUACAGGCCGCGGCAGUCGAUUGACCGGACUAGACCGUCAUUCGACCGCAUAAGAGCAUCGAUGGACCGGGUCCGACCCAGUCUCGAGGCCAGCAACGAUUUUACCUCGGCGGCACGGCUGAGUAGGAUAGAGUCGACACACUCGUCGCACGGGACGGGCAAUCAGCGGCGUUUUAAUUUGAACACGGUUAGAAGGAGGGGAAUGUCGGCAUUUUCCAAAAAGAGCGUCGAUCAACAAUAA